GUAGUCCAAAGUCCAAAUUUAUAUGUAAACCAAAUGAUUACGCAAAAUACACGUUAGCGAUGUACACCCAAUAUAAAUUACUUGCAAAAUUGUUCACUGUAAAUAAACGGCAAUUACUUUUUGCGCAGAAAAUAAAAAAAAUUAUACUAAAUGUUUGCGCCUAUCACUCAAAUGUCGAUAAUGUCAAAACUCUUCAAUUAUCUCCAAAUCCACUUGCCAUUUAUUAUGAGAAUUUACCCAAACUCUGCAUUGUCCUGCAUUCCAUCUUCUUUAUGACGUGUAUGUAAUCCGUUUAUUGCACUCAAUUGCGAAGAAGAUUAACUCUCCAUCAUGAGUCUUUUAAAGAUUGCUCUAAUUGCUGGAGGACAAGUGUGUCUCAGAAGAUCUUAUUCUACGGGUUUAAAGUUCAUAGAAAUUACUCGAGACAAUGAUACAGGAAUAGAGAUUAUAUCUAUGGCAAGAAAACCUGUCAACAGUUUAAAUACAGAGCUGUUAGGUGAACUAAAGACAUCUUUAUUGGAGGCUCAAAACAAUCGUAGUAAAGGGAUUGUAUUAACGUCGUCCUUGCCAACUAUAUUCUCAGCAGGUUUAGACAUCAUGGAAAUGUGUACAACGGAUAAACAGAAACUUACUAACUUCUGGCAAACAUUACAAGACACUUGGUUGACUAUUUACAGUCUAAACAUACCAAUUGCUACUGCUAUCAAUGGCUCCAGUCCUGCCGGAGGUUGUCUGAUGGCAAUAUCUUCAGAAUACAGAGUUAUGGUUGAAGGCAAGCAUACUAUAGGAUUAAACGAAACACAAUUAGGUAUUGUCGCGCCGAAAUGGUUCAAAGACGUAUAUAUUGAUGUGAUAGGCUAUCGACAAGCUGAGCUAGCACUUUUAAGGGGGUCUCUAUUUAAGUCUGAGAAAGCAUUGCAGCUUGGACUUGUAGACGAGCUUGCUAAAGAUAAAACGAAUGCAAUAGAAAAAUGCAAAAAUUACAUACUAUCUUAUAAAAAUAUACCAGGUUUGGGAAGGUCCGUCACCAAGUUAGAUUUGCGAAACGACUUGAUAGAAUGGUUGAAAAAAAAUAAGGAAGCUGAUAUCGACAAAUUCGUAUCCUAUGUACAAUUACCAAAAGUACAAGCUGGCCUUAAACUUUAUAUAGAAUCUUUGAAACAAAAGCAAUAGAUAACCUUGGUAAGGUAUUCAAUAGGUAUUUUGGUAAGAAACAUUUCUAUUUUAUACUCUUAUAAAUCAAAGUUUUAUCAACUUUUAUAUAUACAUAUUUUAUAUUGAAAUAUAUAUUUGUAUGCUAUGUAUUAACAAGUAUGUCACUUACAUUUAUUUCCUGAAUUUUAUUCCAAAAAAAGACAAAACAUAUUAAUUGUUAAUUUUCCAAUAUGCCGUCGUCAUGUAGAUCAAUAUCUGCCAAAUCUAAGUGUUGUGGUAAACUUAACAAAUUAAGUUGUUGCUGUUGAAAUUCAAUAAAAUUCGACAUUUCCAA
This is a messenger RNA of Monomorium pharaonis (pharaoh ant), 1489 nucleotides long. RefSeq names its product enoyl-CoA delta isomerase 1, mitochondrial-like. Lineage: Eukaryota; Metazoa; Arthropoda; Insecta; Hymenoptera; Formicidae. The transcript is spliced from 6 exons. Gene Ontology annotation, biological process: fatty acid beta-oxidation. The record is from RefSeq and is a predicted model, not a curated record. Bases 331 to 1173 code for a protein of 280 amino acids. Gene Ontology annotation, molecular function: enoyl-CoA hydratase activity. Gene Ontology annotation, cellular component: mitochondrion.